Eutrema salsugineum is the source of this 783-nucleotide messenger RNA. RefSeq lists its product as uncharacterized. Gene Ontology annotation, molecular function: zinc ion binding. The record is from RefSeq and is a predicted model, not a curated record. Lineage: Eukaryota; Viridiplantae; Streptophyta; Magnoliopsida; Brassicales; Brassicaceae. The transcript has a single exon. The coding region runs from base 1 to 783 and encodes 260 amino acids.
AUGGACGAGAUAAGGCAUAUAAAACCCGACUUUGCAACGUACCUGGAGGAGGCAGGCAUUCAGUUGUGGUCAAGAGUUCACUUUCCGGGUGAUAUAUACAAUAUAAAGACGAGCAACAUCGUAGAGUCUAUCAACUCCGCUCUCAAACGAGCACGGGGAUUUCCCAUAGUAUUCCUGUUGGAGUACUUACGGGAGAAGCUAACAAAGUGGUUUUGUAAAAGGCGGGAAGAUGCUUUGAGUCUUAAAACCAUCCAUACUCGGGGAGUUGAAUAUUUGUUGGCAAUUCGUUCACAUUAUGCUGAUAAUUUGACGGUUGAAGGCAUAGAUGGUUGGCGAUUCAAUGUGAAAGGAGGAUCACAUAACUGUGUCGUUGAUUUGGAACUUCGAAAGUGUGGGUGUGGCGUGUAUGAUAUUGAGAAAAUACCUUGCUCUCAUGUUAUAGCCGUUUCAGAUGCAAUGCAUAUGCAUCUGGCCACUCUUGUAUGCCCGACAUACUACAAAGAUUACUUGUAUGCAGCGUACUCGCAUAAUAUAUAUCCUCCAAGCAUUGCAAUGAAAACCGAUGAAACAACACAAUGUCUACCUCCGGAAGUCCGACGUAAAAAAGGCAGGCAAAAGAAGUCAAGAUGGCAAACUUGGCUGGAAAUUUCGAGACAUAGGCAGAAGAAACCCCGUAAGAUCCACAAGCAGUACAGUUGUUCGAAAUGUCACCAACCAGGACAUACCAGACCGAAUUGUGUAAGUGUUAUGUUACCUCAUACGUUUAAGGGUUACAUUGGUUGA